AUGAGCCCUGUGCUGGCGAGUAUUUCCACGCCUGCCUUCCUGAGUACGCACCUGGCCAAGCUCAACCGGGCGUUCCAUGUGGAUGCUGCUGCGGCUAAGGGCCUUCCUAGUGUUAAUAUCACCUUUGUCGAUCCCGAUGGGAGUAAGAAGGUCGCGAAGGCUCCCAUUGGGUGGUCGUUGUUGGAUGUGGCCCAUCUGAAUGAUGUUGAGCUUGAGGGCGCUUGCGAGGGGCAAAUGGCAUGUUCUACUUGCCACUGUAUUCUAUCGCAAGAUCUUUUCGAUAGCCUUCCUGAACCCACUGAUGAGGAGGAGGAUUUGCUCGAUCUCGCACCGGGCUUGGAGGACACUAGUCGUCUGGGAUGCCAGGUUAAAGUAACAGAAGAUAUGGACGGCCAAGAGGUGAAGCUACCAGCGUCAACGGUGAACUUCUACGUCGAUGGUCACAAGCCUACUCCUGACUAG
This is a messenger RNA of Perkinsus marinus ATCC 50983, 462 nucleotides long. Its product is annotated as 2Fe-2S ferredoxin, putative. Gene Ontology annotation, biological process: P450-containing electron transport chain. Lineage: Eukaryota; Perkinsozoa; Perkinsida; Perkinsidae. Gene Ontology annotation, cellular component: mitochondrion. The transcript has 3 exons. The record is from RefSeq and is a predicted model, not a curated record. Bases 1 to 462 code for a protein of 153 amino acids. Gene Ontology annotation, molecular function: 2 iron, 2 sulfur cluster binding.